AUGGCUCGCACCAAGCAAACCGCCCGAAAAUCGACUGGAGCGAAGGCGCCUCGUAAGCAGCUCGGCACUAAGGCCGCCCGAAAGGGCCCAAUCGUCGGCGCUGUCAAGAAGCCACAUCGCUUCCGUCCGGGAACCGUGGCUCUCCGCGAAAUCCGUCGCUACCAAAAGUCCACCGAGCUUCUUCUCCGCAAGCUGCCGUUUCAACGACUCGUCCGCGAAAUCUCCCAGGACUUCAAGACCGAUCUUCGCUUCCAAUCUGCCGCCAUCGGAGCUCUUCAAGAGGCAUCCGAGUCGUACCUCGUCGGACUUUUCGAAGACACCAACUUGUGCGCAAUCCACGCGAAAAGAGUUACCAUCAUGCCGAAGGAUAUGCAAUUGGCAAGAAGAAUAAGGGGCGAAAGAACCUAA
Caenorhabditis remanei is the source of this 408-nucleotide messenger RNA. RefSeq lists its product as uncharacterized. The record is from RefSeq and is a predicted model, not a curated record. Gene Ontology annotation, molecular function: structural constituent of chromatin; DNA binding; protein heterodimerization activity. The transcript has a single exon. Gene Ontology annotation, cellular component: nucleosome. The coding region runs from base 1 to 408 and encodes 135 amino acids. NCBI's taxonomy places the organism in Eukaryota, Metazoa, Nematoda, Chromadorea, Rhabditida, Rhabditidae.